AUGACAGAUAAAAGAAUUGACAAAUAUAUUUUUAAUGUAAAAGAUAGAAUUGGGCAAGGAUCUUAUGCUGAAGUUUAUCGAGGAACCAAUGAAAAAACUGGAGAGAAGGUAGCUAUCAAGAUGUUGAGUAAAUCAGUAAUAAAUUCGUAAUUAUUUCUUUCAUUAAUUUAGAGAUGAUUAUUUAAGGGAAGGACUUAUUCAAGAAAUUAAGAUUAUGUAAAAAUUAAAGAGUCCAAAUAUUGUAACUUUAUUGGAUGUCAUGGAAACGAACAAUAAUUAUUAUAUUGUUUAAGAAUACUGUGAUGGAGGCGAUUUUGAUGAGUAAAUAUAUUAAAUACAUUUCAGACUUUUGAAAAAACGAAAAUUACUUUCCGAAAAAGAUGCAAUCAAAUUCUUAGUUGAUGUAUUGAAUGGUUUCACAUAACUUAUAAAAAAUGGUAUUAUUCAUAGAGAUCUUAAACCUGCAAACAUUUUAAUCGACAAAUAAGUAUUUAUAUUAAAAUAACCCAGACAUAUAAAUUGGCUGACUUUGGCUUUGCUAAAUGUGUUGACAAUUUUAAGAAAACUAUGAUGGCAUCCAUGGUUGGAACUCCACUUUACAUGAGUCCUCAAAUUUUAGAUCACAAAAGAUAUAACUCUAAAACUGAUGUUUGGAGUAUAGGAUUCAUUUUUUAUGAAGCCUUAUUUGGAAAGAGUAAGAAUCUUCACACUAUCCAAAAGCACCUUGGACAGCCAGAUCACCUGCUGAACUCUUAAAAAACAUAAGAACCUAGCCUUUAAAAUUUCCUACUGAUAAAAAUUAAGUUUCUUAAGAAACUCAAGAUUUAAUUAUUGGAUGCUUAUAAGCAGAUGAAAACAAGAGAUUAUCUUGGGAAGAAAUCUAUAAGCAUCCUGCUGUAUCCUAAUACUUCACUGUAUUAAAAUUUAAAUGAUAUCUAAGGAUUUUAUUAAAGGCAAUAGUAAAUUAGAAGAUAGAGCUCAAUAUUUAAUUAAUGAUAUUAGAUAAAUGAUAUGCAAAGAGAAAAUAGAUAUCCACAAAUUGUUUGCUGAUUUAGAUAUGUCAAAAGAUAAAGCUCUGGAUGUUAAUGAAUUGGGAAAGUUCUUGAUGAAAGUUGAUAAAGAUAUUACAAGAGAGGAGAUUGAGUAUAUAUUUAAUAAAUUUGAUGAUGAUGGUAACAAUCAAAUCGAAUUUGAGGAAUUCAAAAAAUGGCUUGAAGAUAAUUAAGUAUUCUAAUUAGUAUCUAUUAGAUUAUCACUAAUGGGAAUGCUUAACAAUAAUAAAGAAAUGGAGGAUCUCAUAAAAAAUUAUCAAUCUUACCACAUUAAUUAAAAUCUUAAGGUUCUAUUGAAGAAAGAGCUAAUUAUGUUAUAGAGAAAUUAAAAUUGUCAAUCUAAAAAUAUAAAAUCAAUUUAUUAGAUCUCUUUAAAAAAGUAUCAAAAAUUAUAAAAUUAUCAUAGUUUGAUAAAUCUGCUGAUCAGAGAUUGGAUAAAAAUGAGAUGGGAUUAUUGCUAAAAAGAAUAGAGCCUAAUAUAACUUAAGAAGAAAUAAUUGCUUGUUUUGACUUUUUUGAUGAAAAUGGUGAUGGAGAAAUUACUUUCUAAGAAUUUUAAACAAGUUUAAGUGAAGAAGUAGGAAAAAAAAGAUAAAGCAUAGAUAAUCACUGA
This is a messenger RNA of Paramecium primaurelia, 1665 nucleotides long. Lineage: Eukaryota; Ciliophora; Oligohymenophorea; Peniculida; Parameciidae. The record is from the annotation of a GenBank genome assembly.